Messenger RNA from Cryptomeria japonica (Japanese cedar), 1556 nucleotides. RefSeq lists its product as uncharacterized. Bases 108 to 1340 code for a protein of 410 amino acids. Gene Ontology annotation, cellular component: cytoplasm. The record is from RefSeq and is a predicted model, not a curated record. Gene Ontology annotation, molecular function: MAP kinase tyrosine/serine/threonine phosphatase activity; protein binding; protein tyrosine/threonine phosphatase activity. NCBI's taxonomy places the organism in Eukaryota, Viridiplantae, Streptophyta, Pinopsida, Cupressales, Cupressaceae. Gene Ontology annotation, biological process: protein dephosphorylation; negative regulation of MAPK cascade. The transcript is spliced from 7 exons.
UAGUUUUACCCUACGCAGGAACUAAUUGUGCACAAAACAAAAUUUGAAAGCUUACCCAUUUGCCAAAAAUGCUUUAUCCCAUGCCAAUAUGAAACUGUGGGAUAAAAAUGGACAAGGCAUACAAUAUACUGGCGAACAAUCCUCGCGUUUUGGUGUUGGACGCAAGAAGCCUUGAAUCUUACAAUGCAGGCCACAUCAAAUGCUCCAUCUCUAUUGCACUUUCAGAAGAUGGCACCACUCUACACAAAUUGGCAGGCCCACAUUUCGCUUCCAAAUGCUGGUGGGAUCGAGAUAUAUUGCUACUCACUUCUUCCUCGUCCUCUUCCUCUUCCUCUUCUUCUUCCACCAAGAAGCGCAAAUUGGAGCAGUCUGACCCGAUUGCUCAGUUUUUAUCAAAAGAGGGUCUUGUCAAGUCUCUCCUAGUUUUGGGCCCUGUUGGAGAUGGCAGGGCAAGUUCUCUGACCACUUUCACAAGAAAUUAUCCAUUCUUAGUGACAAAAUCACAUAAAGCAGUCUCAAUUUCUGGAUAUCCAACAGAGGUUUUACCCCAGUUCCUGUAUCUUGGUGAUAUCGAGAAUGCAAAAUCCAAAACUCAGCUGGCUGACCUGAAAAUUAGUCAUGUAUUAACCAUUCAUUCAGAGUCUGUUUCAUACAAUAAACCUAUAGUGCAUAUGUUCUUAGAACUUGCAGAUGAGCCAACAGCAAACAUUGCACAAUAUUUUGAUGUUGCAUAUAAUUUUAUUCGAGACGUGCGAAAGAAAGGGGGAAGAGUUUUGGUCCAUUGUGGAGCUGGUGCAAGUCGCUCAGCUACAUUGUGUGCAGCUUAUUUGAUGCAAACAAAACAGUGGGGAGUUGAUGACACAUUAAAGUACUUAAAGGAGCGACGUAGUCAAGUCAAUCCCAACAGUGGUUUCAUUACAGCAUUACAUGAUUAUGAGAAGAGACAAUUGCUUUCUAAAGAUACAGCUUCACAAUCUCAAAUCUGUUGUGGCUUAAAAGAAGAAGAUGAUGAAGUUGGUUCUGUUCAUGAGUUGCAAUUAGAGAUUCAAAAGGAUGGAAACUGUAUAGGUUUUAUUAGACUCGUGGUUGAUCAAGUGACCAUUUUCGGUAGAGAUCCUAGCUGCAAUGUGAUUCUAGAUCAUGCCUCAAUAUCUCGCAAGCAUGCAAAGAUGGAAACAACAGGUGAUACCUUAAUUCUAACAGAUUUAAGAUCUCGUCAUGGUACGUUUCUAAAUGGAAAGCUCCUUAAAAGUGGCCAAGAAAUUGUCUUAAGUGAUUCAGAUGGUGUUAGAUUUGGCUCAAGUACUAGAAAUUACAUAUUGCGGAAAAAAGGCUUUUGAUCCACAAGUUUGGAGAUCUGGCAUCCAUCGUCAGUUUCUCAUAUGUGAAGAAUCAAAUUUCAAGUAUAUGCUUUGUAUGAAUCAAGUCAAAUUGUAUGAGUUAAAUUCAAAUUUUGAAUCCUUGGAAUAUGGGACAUUGGUAUGAAAUUACGAUGGCAGUACACAUCAAACAUGCUAUUUCCAAUGAUAUUAAAGGAUUAGCUGAUGCUCGCAAUU